This is a messenger RNA of Tachysurus fulvidraco (yellow catfish), 1598 nucleotides long. RefSeq names its product olfactory receptor class A-like protein 4. The coding region runs from base 122 to 1180 and encodes 352 amino acids. The record is from RefSeq and is a predicted model, not a curated record. Gene Ontology annotation, biological process: G protein-coupled receptor signaling pathway. Gene Ontology annotation, molecular function: G protein-coupled receptor activity. Lineage: Eukaryota; Metazoa; Chordata; Actinopteri; Siluriformes; Bagridae. Gene Ontology annotation, cellular component: membrane. The transcript is spliced from 3 exons.
UGCAUAAAAGGAAAAGCUGAUUUAUCAGUAAGGACGUUGAAGGAAGAGAAACACACACACGAUGGACAGAACACACACUGACAGAGAGCUCAGAGGGACAGACGCAGAGUAAUAGGGAACCAUGGCUAGCGUGCUCACAAUAGAUGCCAUCUUGUUUGGCAUUCUGGUCUUCUCUGGAGUUCUGGGAAAUAUCCUGGUCAUCUUCACGGUGGUACUGUGUUCCAUGGAGAGUUCAUCUCAUCACAUGCCUCCAUCUGACAUGAUCCUGCUCAACCUGUCGCUAGCUAACCUGCUGAUCUCGCUGUUCCGCACCGUGCCCAUCUUCAUCUCGGACCUGGGCCUGGAAGUGUAUCUGGAGAAGAACUGGUGCAAAGUGUUCAUGCUGCUGUGGGUGUGGUGGCGCUCCGUAGGCUGCUGGACCACGCUGGGCCUCAGCAUCUUUCACUACACCACAUUAAGUCGGAAGCAUGUGGCUAUGGGUCCAAUGGCAUAUCAGAAAGACCGCAGACGUGUUGUUCUGGCACUGGGACUCGUCUGGGGAGGAAACCUGGUGUUUUCUCUGCCUGCUGCCAUCUACAGCAAACAAGUGAGUGGAAACAGUACCUCCGAGAUCAUGGUGAUCAACUGCAACACUCGCCCGCUGCUUGGCUGCAUGUGGGAAUUCCCCUCCAAACAGGAGGGAACAGCCUUCGUCUCCACCUCACUCGCCCUUAACGAGGUGUUGCCUAUGCUGCUGAUGGUGAGCACUAACCUGGCGACUCUCCGUGUGCUGGCAAAACACAUCCGUAUAGUGACGGCAGGCGUGGAAAGCGGAGCGUCGCACGUGCAAAUGGAGCGGAAAGCAGGUCAUGUGAUCAUGACGCUGGUGAUUCUGUUCAUUGUGAGUUGGGUGUUGCAGGUGGCUGCUGUGACGUAUUACAACUAUGACCGUGGUGUGUACGCUGAGGGCCUGCUGACCAUCUCACAGUUCUCCGCCUCCGUCUUUGUGGGUUUCAGCCCCAUGGUCGUGGCGCUCGGCCACGGAAAACUGCGCAGGAGAAUCAGGGUCAUGGUGCAGGAGCUGUACGUCUGGGUGGGCUGCAGAACCACUGCGAGCGAGGACAAUAAGAAGAAGAAAGUGCUGGAGAGCACCACCAUCUCGUACAAACAAGACACGCAUACAAAGAAAGUGACCAUGUGACUUCAUCAGUGAGGAACUCAACAUUACCUCUACUAUCAUGUACUAUACGGUCAUGUGUGUACACGGCUGGUGUCAGGUUAUUCAUCCCUCAGGUUAUUCAUCCACUUAUCAGCACUAAAUUAUAACGACAUUAAUCAUCAAUAAAUUAUAUUAUUACUCUAAAGUGAAGAUACAGAAUGAAUCCGAAGUAGAAUAAAUAGCAGAUCAUUUCUGUGUGUAAAAGUGCCUGCACAGCGCCCCUUGUGGUCAACAGUGCACAAGCACUACUGGUUACCUGAACACAGGCUGCGUCACGCCGUCGCUUUAAGCCCUUUGUACAGCUCUACCACGUGACUGAUGCCCUAAUUAUUACUAUCAUUAUCGACGCCCUCCGACAUUUUACACAGGGAUUAAAUGCAUCACAAGAACUUGACAGGUU